AUGUCGGCGACGGAACAACGCUAUCCGGUUAUCGACAAAGAAGCUCUCGCUAUCGUUUGGGCAGUCAAGAAGUUUUUCAAUUAUUUAUAUGCACGGAAGUUCACGCUCGUCACGGACCACAAACCGUUGACGCAAAUCCUGCAUCCAGAGAAGUCACUGCCUACACUUUGUAUAAGUCGCAUGGCAAACUACGCUGACUACUUAGCGCACUUCAAUUUCGAUGUAGUGUACCGAUCGACUAACGAAAAUAAGAAUGCCGAUUAUUGUUCACGCAUUCCAAGUCCCUCGACACAAUCCAGUGUAAACAGCCUUUCUCUUAGUAGAGGAGGAAAUGAGGAUCAAGACGAUUUUGAAGAUUUUGUGCUUAACCAAAUCCAGCAGCUGCCCAUUAAAGCCGAUCAAAUCGCACGCGAAACGCGAAAAGAUGAGCACAUGGGUAAAAUGUUGAAAGACCUCGAAAUGGGACGAAACCUAUCACAAAUCGGCUAUAAAGCACCAGAAGCCAAAUACACCAUGGUUGCCAAUUGUUUGCUGUUUGAACACCGUGUCGUGAUUCCCGACAUCCUUCGUCCGGCAAUUCUGCAAGAUUUGCACGCAGCACAUAUUGGUGUGGUGAGAAUGAAGUCUUUGGCCCGUUCAUAUGUCUACUGGCCGGGCAUAGACAAAGACAUCGAGCAGCUAGCCAAAUCAUGCCACGAAUGCGCUCAAACGGUCUCAGCACCUCCUAAGUUCAAUCAACACCAUUGGGAGUAUCCAUCUAACCCUUGGGAGCGUGUUUAUGUUGACUAUGCGGGACCCGUUGCUGGCGAGAUGCUACUGAUCAUCGUGGAUGCGUACAGCAAGUGGGUUGAGGUGAAAGUGACUCACUCAACCACUACCGAGGCAACCAUAAAAAUCCUCGACGAGCUAUUUGCAUCCUAUGGAGCCCCCCUAACUGUUGUAACAGACAACUGA
Molecule: messenger RNA, 954 nt
Organism: Anopheles merus
Lineage: Eukaryota; Metazoa; Arthropoda; Insecta; Diptera; Culicidae
Exons: 1
Coding region: 1-954 (317 amino acids)
Biological process (GO): DNA integration
Molecular function (GO): nucleic acid binding
Source: RefSeq, a predicted model, not a curated record